Messenger RNA from Cyprinodon tularosa, 2237 nucleotides. RefSeq names its product secretory carrier membrane protein 2 (gene scamp2). The coding region runs from base 124 to 1116 and encodes 330 amino acids. Lineage: Eukaryota; Metazoa; Chordata; Actinopteri; Cyprinodontiformes; Cyprinodontidae. Gene Ontology annotation, cellular component: trans-Golgi network membrane; recycling endosome membrane. The record is from RefSeq and is a predicted model, not a curated record. The transcript has 9 exons. Gene Ontology annotation, biological process: protein transport.
AAAUCCCAGUGUGCAUGCGCCCUCGACUUCAUUCGAGGAAGUGGUGGGGCAAGUAGAUUCUAAAGCGACAGAGUUUGUUGUUGACUUCUUUCCAGAGGAUAAACACCUCACCUUUCUCACAAAAUGUCGGAUUUUGACAACAACCCGUUCGCAGAGCCCAGCAGCAUUAACCCGUUCAAUGAUCCGUCGGUCACUCAGGUGACAAACUCCAACAUUGAAACAGUUGAAGAGUACAACCCUUUUCCCCAGACCACGGAUUUUGCUGCCACUCGCACCACGCCAGCCUCCAGCUCUCUCUACCAGCCGGCCGUGUUGCAGCCUUCGACAGAACCCAGCCCACAGGCAACUACUGCCGCAGCUCAGGCCACCCUGCUGAAGCAGCAGGAGGAGCUGGAGAGGAAAGCUGCUGAACUGGACCGCAGGGAGCAGGAGCUGCAGAGCCGAGGCCCCACAGCAGGUAAGGAGAACAACUGGCCUCCGCUUCCCAAGUUCUUCCCCAUCAAACCGUGUUUCUAUCAGGACUUCUCAGAGGAAAUUCCUACAGAGUACCAGAGAGUCUGCAAAAUGAUGUACUACCUCUGGAUGUUCUACUGUGUGACUCUGUUCCUCAACCUGCUGGCGUGCCUGGCAGAAUUCAUUGGCGGCUCAGCGCACGGCGUUGACUUCGGCCUCUCCAUUCUCUGGCUAAUCCUGUUUACCCCCUGCUCCUUCCUCUGCUGGUACCGGCCAGUCUACAAGGCCUUUAAGAAUGACAGCUCCUUCAACUUCUUCUUCUUCUUCUUUGUGUUUUUCGUCCAAGUGGUACUUGUCAUCAUCCAGGCUGUGGGCAUCCCCUACUGGGGUAACAGUGGUUGGAUCUCGGCCUUCUCUGUUAUCCACGACAAACCAGCGGUGGGAGCCAUCAUGAUGGUGGUGGCCUGCCUCUUCACCGUUUGUGCCGUGAUGUCGGUCGUCCUGCUGAAGAUGGUCCACGGCUUGUACCGCCGCACCGGGGCCAGUUUCCAGAAAGCCCAGCAGGAGUUCUCCCAGGGCGUGGUCACCAGCCGGGGCUUCCAGACGGCAGCUUCUGGAGCGGUUUCAGCUGCAGCCCAGGGAACGUUCCAGGGAAACAACUAGAAGCAGAGCGAGCUAAAAUCAGCUCGGAAGCAUAGCGUGUUGAUCACCCACCCCUCCCUCCUUCCCAUCACAGCUGGUGGGGGAGGGCUUCACCUUCGGGUGCCUCCAGAUCACCAGCAACAUCCAGUACUGUAUAAAAAAAAAAAAAAGAAAACAAAAAUAGAAACUGAGGGAAAAGAGGCACAUCAAGGAUGGAAAUGAAGAUGAAUGAUGUCUGUCUCAGAAUGCCUCUGCUUUGUGUUUGUCUGUGACCGGACCCCUCCAUGAUUGUUCCUCUGCUCUGCAGGUGGAGCCUCAUUAUGAAUCAGAUGAAGUGUUUGUCAAUGAUUCGUUCGUGUUCUGUACCUCAGAAACAUUUCAUUCUGUGUUUUUCUUUUCCGGUUUAGUAAAAAUCAGCAUUUAGUCCGUGUGGCCUGGACAUUCAUGUUCAGUUUGAUUUCAAAUCCGACCUGAGAUGUUCCUUAAUGAUGCUCUGUGGACGUCCUCUGCAGAGGAAGGCACUGCCUGUCCACAUCGCACGCAUUGAACACGUCCUCAUAGUUUCAGAGUCAUUUUAUUCUAACCUUAGAAGUCAUUUUUCUCAUUUCAUUUUUACUGCAUCAUUUCAAUGCUUUUUUUUAAAUGCCUUCGCGUGGAAAAUAAAAACCUGUAGAAUAUUUUCCGGUGACAGAAGCUCAUUUGGUCCAUUUAACAGAUGUAUCCCUUUGAUUUCUGUCCGACUGUUCUCCUGGGAAUUAAAAUGUUGGAUUUCAAGGACAUAUAAAAGCCACGGUUCUUUAUAAGCCUCUUUUAUUAAUGGCUUUUUAUCUCUUUCUGCUUUUCUAAAAUUGACAUUGUGGGUCACAGAUGUGUAAAUUAUUCCCACACGGCUGGACAUUUCUAAUAGUACAUUUCCUACAUUAAAAGGCAUGUGUGUUAUUUAACAUUCGAGAUGUAACAUUUGUAAGUAUUUUCUUUUUUUUUUUCAGAUUAUAGACAUAGAUGAUUUCUAAGGUCUUUGCACCAAUUAAGUGGAGAAGAUUUGAUUUAUUUUGUUUGACCUGGAUGGAUUGUUCCGGGAAAAAGACAACAAUGUGUUUGAAUGCAAUGAAUGCCGUAUCUAAUAAAGUGCUUUGCUCUCA